This is a messenger RNA of Cetraspora pellucida, 190 nucleotides long. The record is from the annotation of a GenBank genome assembly. Lineage: Eukaryota; Fungi; Glomeromycota; Glomeromycetes; Diversisporales; Gigasporaceae.
GAUUCUUAUGAGAGAAAGGCUCACCAAGUGCUCGAUAUCUAUAGAGCCUUUAAAACAGACAUUGCAAAUUUUAAUGUGAAAGUCGCAGAAGUAAAUGCGAACCAUCAAACCGUAAAAGAAUUAUUGGAAUGGAAUGAUAAAUAUGAUGCGCUUGUAGAUCAAUUGGAAGUUACCUCUGUAAAAUUUAUUG